This is a messenger RNA of Lineus longissimus, 5337 nucleotides long. RefSeq names its product pyruvate carboxylase, mitochondrial-like. Gene Ontology annotation, molecular function: pyruvate carboxylase activity; ATP binding; metal ion binding. Gene Ontology annotation, biological process: gluconeogenesis; pyruvate metabolic process. The transcript has 17 exons. Bases 122 to 3742 code for a protein of 1206 amino acids. Gene Ontology annotation, cellular component: cytoplasm. NCBI's taxonomy places the organism in Eukaryota, Metazoa, Nemertea, Pilidiophora, Heteronemertea, Lineidae. The record is from RefSeq and is a predicted model, not a curated record.
ACAUUUUGGAAUAUCCCAUGAUUAUCUUAGUGCUAAUCUAUCUGUAAUCUGCAACCUAAAAAAAUGUGUUCUAUUUCUUUACUGCAGGAUUAGCAAAUUUGUGACCUGCACAAAUUGCACCAUGCUGCGGCUUCAAUCCAGGGCCACCCAGCUCAGGGCUGUUGCCAGCCAACUGCCAGUCUUUGGCACUCUCACCAAGUCCAACCCUGGCUACCGGCUACCCCAGGCGUUCCAGACAUGCCUCCGAUGCACGGAUGCGGCACAACUUCAACAGACAUCCCAAAAGGAGAUCAAGAAACUAAUGGUGGCAAACAGGGGGGAGAUUGCUAUUCGUGUGUUUCGAGCAUGUACAGAGAUGAACAUCAGGACAGUUGCCAUCUAUUCUGAACAGGACAUGAUGCAGAUGCACAGACAGAAAGCUGAUGAAUCAUACCUGAUAGGCAAGGGUCUGCCACCGGUCGCAGCUUAUCUCAACAUACCAGAAAUCAUAAAUAUCGCUAAAGAGAAUAACAUCGAUGCCAUUCACCCAGGUUAUGGGUUCUUGUCUGAGCGGUCAGACUUUGCCCAGGCGUGCCAGGAUGCAGAUAUCGCAUUUGUUGGCCCAUCGCCUGAAGUUGUGGCCCGGAUGGGAGACAAGGUUGAGGCCAGGAUAGCUGCUAUUGAAGCUGGUGUCCAGGUUGUGCCGGGAACGCCAGGCCCAGUCCAUGAGGCCUCUGAAGCUGUGGAUUUCUGUCAACAGUAUGGUCUUCCAGUUAUGUUGAAAGCGGCCUAUGGUGGCGGGGGGCGUGGAAUGAGGGUGGUGAGAGAAAUAGAAGAUGUGGAACAACAGUUUAAUCUGGCAUCUUCAGAGGCUUUAGCGGCUUUCGGCAAUGGUUCCAUGUUUAUUGAGAAGUUUAUCGAGCGCCCCAGACAUAUUGAGGUGCAGAUUCUUGGUGAUUCCAAGGGCAAUGUCAUCCAUCUGUACGAGCGUGAUUGCUCCGUUCAAAGACGUCACCAAAAACUUGUUGAGAUCGCACCUGCACCGAUGCUGCCUCCCGGCAUCCAGGAAAAGCUUACUGCAGAUGCUGUAAGACUGGCCAAACAUGUCGGUUACAAGAACGCUGGCACGGUUGAAUUCUUGUUGGACGAACAUGGCAAUUAUUACUUCAUCGAGGUGAAUGCGAGGUUGCAGGUGGAACACACGGUCACUGAGGAAGUCACAGGUGUUGAUCUGGUACAGGCACAGGUCCGUAUCGCCGAAGGUAAAACUUUGGAAGAGUUGCACUUGAAUCAAGAAGACGUUGGUCUGCAGGGGUGUGCCAUCCAAUGCCGUAUUACCACUGAGGAUCCAUCUCUCAAUUUCCAGCCAGAUACCGGCAGAAUUGAGGUGUUCCGUAGUGGAGAAGGCAUGGGUAUCCGUAUUGACAGUGCCUCGGCCUUCGCUGGUGCUAGUAUAUCACCAUAUUACGACUCUCUCCUCGUCAAGAUUAUCGCCCAUGCCCGGAAUCACAAGCACGCCUGCUCUAAAAUGUUGAGGGCAUUGAAAGAGUUCAGGAUUAGGGGAGUCAAGACCAAUGUGCCAUUCCUCCUCAAUGUUGUCGAACAUGACAAGAUUCGCUCCGGAAUCGUCGAUACGUACUUCAUAGACGAGAAUCCUCAACUAUUCAAAUUCGCCCCCAGCCUCAACCGAGGUCAGAAGCUGCUGAAGUAUUUGGGUGAGAUUAUGGUCAAUGGGCCGCUCACACCACUUGGAACUGACCUCAAGCCAUCAGAGGCUGUGCCCAAGUGCCCACCUGUACCAUUCAGUAAUCUUGUGCCAAAAGGAUUCAAGGAUGUAUUGAACAAGAACGGCCCUAAGGCGUUUGCCAAGGCUGUUCGUGACCACAAGGGCCUCCUGUUGAUGGAUACCACCUUCAGAGACGCACAUCAGUCCCUGCUUGCCACCCGCGUACGAACCAAAGAUCUCAUGACGAUAUCGCCCUUUGUUGCCAACAGUUUCAGAAAUUUGUACAGUGUGGAGAAUUGGGGAGGUGCUACAUUUGAUGUGGCCAUGCGAUUUUUACACGAGUGUCCAUGGGAACGUCUCCGGGACCUUAGACAAAAAAUACCCAACAUCCCCUUCCAGAUGUUACUCAGAGGCUCGAAUACAGUUGGCUACACCAACUACCCAGAUAAUGUUGUCUUCAAAUUCUGUGACCUUGCCGUGAAAUAUGGUAUGGACGUGUUCAGAAUCUUUGAUUGUCUCAACUAUAUUCCAAACAUCGUGAUCGGUAUGGAGGCAGCUGGACAGGCAGGUGGUGUUGUCGAGGCCUGCAUCUCCUACUCUGGCGACGUCUCUAACCCAAACCUGACGAAAUAUACCUUGGACUAUUACCUCGACCUGGCCACGGAGCUCGUCAAAGCGGGAACUCAUGUUCUUUGCAUUAAGGAUAUGGCAGGUGUAUUGAAACCCAGGGCAGCCACUAUGCUGAUCGGAGCAUUGCGCGAGAAGUUCCCCGAUAUCCCCAUCCAUGUCCACACGCACGAUACCGCCGGAGCUGGUGUCGCCGCCAUGUUGGCCGCGGCUGAAGCUGGAGCAGACGUCGUUGAUGUCGCUGUCGAUUCCAUGUCCGGUAUGACGUCGCAGCCAAGUAUGGGUGCUAUCGUUGCGGCACUGAAAGGCACUGAACUCGACACAGGUAUUGACCUCCAGCAUGUCUUUGACUACUCCGCUUACUGGGAGCAGACUCGCGGUCUCUACGCCCCGUUUGAAUGCACCGCCACCAUGAAGAGCGGUAACGCUGAUGUUUAUGAGAACGAGAUCCCAGGCGGCCAGUAUACAAACCUGCAGUUCCAGGCGUUCAGCUUGGGUCUUGCUGAACAGUUUCAAGAGGUGAAGAAGAUGUACUCUGUGGCCAACCAGCUGUUGGGAGAUUUAGUCAAGGUGACGCCAUCAUCAAAGAUCGUUGGUGACCUUGCCCAGUUCAUGGUCCAGAAUAAGCUAACUGCCAACAUGGUUGAAGACAGGGCUGAGGAGCUGUCUUUCCCCUUGUCUGUCAUUGAGUUCAUGCAGGGACAGCUUGGAGAACCCUAUGGGGGAUAUCCAGAACCACUGAGGACCAAGAUGUUAAAGGGUUUGAAACCCGUUAAAGGUCGCCCUGGUGCCUCCUUACCGCCAUUGGACUUCGAGAAAAUCCGCCAAAAACUGGAGGAGCAAUUUGGCCUCAUCGUGCAGGAGAAAGAUGUAAUGAGUGCUGCCAUCUAUCCCAAGGUUUUAGAGGAGUACCUCACUUUCAGACAGCAGUACGGUCCCGUGGAGAAAUUCCCCACCAGGCUGUUCCUGACUGGACCCAAGAUUGCGGAGGAAUUUGAGGUUGAGAUUGAGAAGGGCAAGAUCCUUCACAUCAAGGUCUUGGCUGUAGCAGAGAUGCUCAACUCCCAAGGCCAGAGGGAGGUGUUCUUUGAGCUGAAUGGACAGGUCAGGUCCGUCUUCAUCAACGACAAGGAAGCUAUGAAGGAGAUGCACUUUCACCCCAAGGCCUUGUUGGGCGUUAAGGGCUCCAUUGGUGCUCCGAUGCCUGGCUCCGUCGUCGCCAUCAAGGUGAAAGAGGGCGACACCGUCACGAAGGGCGAGGCGCUGUGUGUACUGAGUGCCAUGAAGAUGGAGAUGUUGGUGAAUGCCCCAACAGGCGGCGUGGUGUCAAAGAUUCAUAUAAACAAGGGGAUGAAAAUGGAGGGCGAUGAUUUACUGAUGGACAUUGAAACAACGGAGGCAGAAACGUAAUCAGUGAUCAGUCAUUGUUUACUUAAUUACAUCUUGAAAUUCUAAAUAUUUGUGAUUGUUAUCUCUAAAAGCAGCAGUGUCUAUACUGCUGCUCAUCGUGACCAGUUCUAAUGUUUUCAAAGGGGGAACUAUUCAUACAACCAAGAUAUAAAACAUUCAAUUGGCCCACCGUAAAUAUUGCAGCAAAUGGCCAACAAUCGGUCGAAAGUUAAAGAGGAUGAUGACGAUGAAAUAUUGUGAUUCAGUUUUGUUAAACAUCAAGCAAUAACAUCCGAGGAACAUCAAUAGGUUUAGAGAAUCUGUGUGCUAAAUAGCGAUUGAUUGUUGUUUAGUUUUAAUCAUGUUACAAUGAUAUGGUAAUUUGUGGACUGUUUGUUUUAGCUCCUUCCCUUUUCAUUAGGACUGAAGGUGGUUGCAAGUCCUAACUUAAGGUAGAAUAGAACUCAUUAUUGGUCAUAUUGAUUUUUGUGCAGCUGGUCAAUAACAGCUAAGCUGUGUCGUACAUAUAUAUCAAGCAAAAACCAAGAUGGUUGUGGUUUGUUGUUAGAAGCAAAAACCAAAAUACCUGAGGAUACCAGCUGAGAGACAUGGGAACCCAUGCUCUUGUAGUAAAUUAUUUCGUUUUCCAUGCACUUGUCAAGCUUUUAGAAUAUUCGUAAUAAUCUUUAGACAAGUACAUUGUAUUGUAUUGCAUUCCAACAAAUUAGAUUGUGUUUAUGUCAGAAUACUUAAUGGAUAUUAUAAUGCAUUUCACAUACACGUUAAUAGGUGUGCAGCUAAACCAUGUUAUUGUGUUUGUGAAUGUUGUAAUUUUUCCACUGCAGUAUCUUAAGUGUUGUGGCAAUGAUUUACCUCAGGGUAUAUUCAUAUCUGGUCCAGCAAGACCUGGUAAAACAUGAAUAAGAUUUAUAUGAUAGUCAGUCAUAUCAUGACUGUUGAGUGACGCAAACUUCAUAUGCAGAGCAUAUCAAUCACAGCUUUGUAAAAUCAAUAAUACAUGUAUCAAUGAUCACGAAAACAGUGAGAUACACAUACAUGUACAUGUACUUUUCGUUGUCAGGCUAAAUUCAGAUAUUUAGUCAUCAUAUAAUGUUAUAAUUUGUGUGCAAGGCCAUAGACUAGUUUGAUUAUUUGUUCAUGCAUAUUCAUCAUGCUUAUGCUAAUGCUAACAUGAUCUCAUCACAAAAGCACAUACACACAUAAUAGAGCAGGUGCUAACUCGAUAUUUAAGAAAGUUAUUCAGAUUAUCCAUUGCAAUAGAUUGUAACGUGAUAUUCCAUACUGCCAGUAAUUGUUUGCAAAAAGUAACCUGUACUUGUUUUCUAUUGUUUAUUGUGUGCUAUUCACAAAACCAGGAAUGAGAAAAGCUGGUGAAAUUCACAAAACCAGGAAUGAGAAAAGCUGGUGAAAUUCACAAAACCAAAGAUGAGAAAUAGUGCAUGAACAGCAAAUGUCAACCAUUUAUGGCCCUGAUGAGCUUGGAACUGUGGUUGAUCCAGCAUGCACUAUCGUUUAUUGCUGUGUCCUGUUGGUCAUGUAAGUGUUAUUAGAUGUGUAGUUGUACAGAGUCAUGAAUCAUAAAUAUAUGAACUAAG